This is a messenger RNA of Aricia agestis (brown argus), 5663 nucleotides long. RefSeq names its product cadherin-86C (gene Cad86C). Gene Ontology annotation, biological process: homophilic cell-cell adhesion. Gene Ontology annotation, cellular component: catenin complex; plasma membrane. Gene Ontology annotation, molecular function: cadherin binding; calcium ion binding. The record is from RefSeq and is a predicted model, not a curated record. The transcript has 15 exons. Bases 224 to 5581 code for a protein of 1785 amino acids. Lineage: Eukaryota; Metazoa; Arthropoda; Insecta; Lepidoptera; Lycaenidae.
CCGUGCGGCGGACGUAUGAUCGGCGCGCGCAUACACUCACGUGUGGACUGUGAUACGAGUGCAUUGGGGUGUCUGUGGGGUGUUUUUGGCGGGAGGCGCGAGCGCCUGCAUUUGAAGGGUUAACUCGUGAUAAUAGCGAGUAACAUUCCUGGGUCGCUUCGCGAAGGAUGAGGAGUAAGCACCGGGGUUGGGAUUGCUUCGUCGAUCAACUUGAUGCAACAGGAUGACGUGGCGGGUGUUGGCGGUGUUGGCGCUCGCGGCGGCGGUGGCGGGCGAGCCGGUGUUCGACCCGGCCACGCUGAUGCGCCUGGUGCUGGUGCCGGCGGACGCCGCCGUCGGCUCCGUCAUAUACAGAGUGCGCGCCUCCGACCCCGACUUCGACUAUCCACUGCACUUCGAGCUUAUUGGUCAAAUGGGUCGUCUAGACAUCGGGGUGGAGACUCUCCCGUGCACGCGGUACAACUCGGUGUGCCAGGCCAACGUGAUCCUGCUGCGGCGGCUGGAGCCGGGCCGCUACGUGGACUUCCGACUGUCCGCGCGCAACACCCGCGGCCGCAGCGCACGCAUCGCCUGCUCCGUCACCGGGACCAACGCGACCACGCCGCGCGACACCAUCUUUCCGCACCAGCCCGGGAUCAUCAUAGUGCCUGAGGAUGCGAAGCGCGGCACAGAUCUGGAGAUAGUGAUAGCGAGAAAGAACCCUUUGUCUCCCAAACCGCUGGAAUUGGAGCUAUGGGGUUCUCCUCUAUUUGCGAUACGGCAAAGGCGGGUGUCGACCGAAAACACCGAGGGUACGAUUUUCCUCGUUGGACCUUUGGACUUCGAAGCGCAAUCUAUGUACCACCUGACUCUACUGGCAGUCGACCCGUACGUGGAGCUAGGCAAGGAUACUCGCAACAUCGCUGCGCUAGAAGUGGUGGUGGUGGUCCAAGACGUCCAGGACAUGCCGCCCGUCUUCACAUCGGCUCCCCCCAUCACCCACCUGCCUCGCCAGGUGGUUCCUGGAGACAUGGUGGUGAGGGUCCGGGCUGAGGACGGAGACAAGGGGGCGCCGAGGCAGAUCAGAUACGGGCUGGUCUCCGAGGGGAACCCUUUUACGCCGUUCUUCAACAUCAAUGAAACUACAGGAGAAGUGACUUUGGAAAGGCCUAUUGAAGAUAUAGCAGCAAUCUCUCAUGCCGGAGCACCGAUACUGCUGACAGUUGUUGCAGAAGAAGUGCGACUGUCCAGGGAAGAGCCUGAAGCGAUGUCCUCCACUGUGCAACUGGCGUUCAUCCUCCCAGAACGAGACAACUCGCCACCCUAUUUUGAAAACGAAUCGUACAUAGCAUAUUUAGACGAAAAUGCUCCUCAAGGGACCGCUAUUGUUUUCAAUGAUCCAUACAUUCCACAAGUGAAUGACAACGAUGCAGGGAAGAAUGGCGUCUUCUCUCUGUCCUUGUUGGGCAACAACGGAACCUUCGAAAUAACUCCAACCGUUGCCGAAAGACACGCUCAAUUCAUUAUCAAGGUCAGGGAUAAUACCAUGCUAGAUUUCGAGGCUAGAAAAUCGGUUGUAUUUCAGAUUUUGGCACAAGAACUUGGUCCAGCAACCAAUUUGUCAGCAACGGUGAACGUUACUGUAUAUUUAAACGACGUCAACGACAACGCACCAGUUUUCUUGGCACUUUCAUAUGAUGUUGAACUGCCAGAAAACAUCACAGCAGGGGCGAAAGUGGUGCAAGUUGCUGCUGACGAUGUAGAUACGGGGAACUUUGGAAAAAUCCAGUAUACUGCCAUAUUAGGAUAUUUAAAUACUUCUUUAAAUUUAGAUCCAAUUACGGGUGUAAUAACGGUUGCGACCAAUAAUCACGGUUUCGAUCGUGAGGCGAUGCCAGAUUUGCAUUUCUUAGUAGAGGCUAGAGAUAAUGACGGGGUAGGUUUAAGGGUAACAGUGCCAUUAAUAAUUAAGUUAUUAGAUGUUAAUGAUAACCCACCUGAAUUCGAAAGAUCGGUGUAUGAAUUUGUAUUAUCACCGAACUUGAAUAACUUCACUUCACCGGCUUUUGUAAAAGCAAUAGACAAAGACGCUGAAGCACCAAAUAAUGUUGUAAGAUAUGAAAUUAUACAUGGAGAUACAGAAAAAUUUGCAAUCAAUGAAGAAACAGGGGAAUUGUACUUGCUGGACUCGUUAAAAAGGACCAAAAAACAAAACAGAAGAAAAAGAGAGAGUCAAGCACAAGAAAGUGAAGUAUUUGUGUUAACAGUCCGGGCUUACGACCUCGGAAUUCCUAGAUUAUCCUCAACAACAACAGUAAAAGUAUAUCCACCGGAGAGUAAGACUCGAACUAUGUCGUUUAUUGUACCGGGUGCCAAUCCAGAUAGAAAGAAAUUGGAAGAAGUAUUGAGUACACUUUCUGGAGGUAGAGUGACAAUUGUAGAUAUAAAGCCCUACAAAGGAAAAGAAAAUAAUGGAAAAGACAUUAUUGGCGAAGACUCUAGUCAAGAAAGAAGUGAAGUCAUAGCCCUGGUUCACUCAGCUAGCAAUAAUGCUAUAGAUGUCACGAAGCUUCAAGAACAAUUAGCCAAAAAUAAAAUGGUAUACACAACAGGAUCUGGUAACCGGGAUCAAACAUCAACGUCGUUUGAGGACAAUAACUCGAACUUGUACAAAGCUGAAAGCAGACUGCUAUUCUGGUUGCUUAUUUUAUUAGCGAUUCUAAUCGCUUUGGUGCUUCUUCUACUAAUAUGUUGUUGUAUAUGUGAAGGAUGUCCGUUAUACAUGCCACCCAGGAAAAGAGUGAUACGUGUCAACUCCACAGAGGACGACGUGCAUUUAGUGGUACGAGACAAGGGAGUUGGGAGGGAAAACAAGUCGACGCAAAAUAUAGAAAGUAAGUUAAGACAGUCGCCAGAGUGGAAAAGGAGGGAAGCCUGGAGCGCUGAACAAGCAGAUUUGAGAACGAAACCAACUCAAUGGAAGUUCAAUAAAAGAAAUUACAGAUCCAAGGACCACAGUAAACCAGCCUCAACACCUGGUGAUUUACGACAUGAAUUCAUCCAAACUGCUGCCGAUAAUGACUACAAAUAUGAUGAUACACGACAAUCUCUUCGUCAGAGAGAUGGCCCAAACAUUAUUUAUACUAAAGAAAUGCAACUUCAAGAUGCAGUUACAAAUAAACAUAAAGAAUACAUAGAAGAUUUAGAAAAUGGCUAUGACAGAAUAGCCACGCUUCAUUAUCAACACAAAGAACAGGAUGAUGAUUCAAUAAGAAGACACGAAAUUGAUCGUGGAUCCGACGUUGGUGUCAUUCUUAAAUCAGAAGCAAGCAAUAACAAGUAUGAAAAAGGUGAUUCUAGACUUCAACGAGACUAUCAAGGUACAAAACAGGCUGCAUCAUCCUUUAGUCGGGAUCAUUUAUUUAUCAAAGAAGGUAAUACUGAAAUAUUAAGAUUAGUUACGAGAGGUAAAAAUGAAGAAGAACGGUAUGUUAAUCUCUCUAAACAUCAACAAAGACCAGUGACACUUGUUCCUCAUACUCAGUAUGUUGUUAUAGACAGUGGAAAGGAUAUGUUAAUGGAAAGAUUUAUUAGGGAACAGGGUGAGGAGGCAAAACAAAUAAGGGACAAAAUGCAGGAGCAAGUUACAGAUUUAGACAACAUAUCAAAUGACAAAGAUGAAAAAAGUACUGGACGCCAUUCCCGCACAGGAUCUAAUAUUCAAAACAAACUUCACGAUUAUACUAAUUUACAUGAUGUGCCAGGAAUUGUACCCCUAAAAUCAGAAUAUUUACAAUCUGCAUUAUUAGAGAUGCAAAAUAAAUCUUCUAUUCAACAAGAAUUGCUUGAAUCUUCGUUACGAAAACAAAAUGAAUUACUACAUCAAAUACUUAUUGAACGGGAAAGAAUUUUACAAAAUCAAGAAACUGCAUCACAAGUUGAAAGUAAAUUAGAAACUCAAAGCCUACCUGGACACGCUGUUAUGGCUACUCAGACAGAAUGUCAUAUAGGCACUCAAACCGAACCUCAAUUAUUAAACGAUGUAAAGAGAAAAUCCAGAAGUGAUAAUGACUCUUAUAGUGAAGAUGAUUCUCAAUCAAUAUCAGAUGAACAAGCAAGAAAACUUGCAUGGCUUAAAAAGAAGAAACCUAGAAAAAAAAGUAAGUACAAAGAACCAAAAAAGAACGUUCAAGUAUAUGAGUUAAAAAGAAAAAUAAAGACACCGAUUUUAGAGGAAAGCGAUAUUUCUCCUUCGUUAGAAAGUGAAAGUCGUGUACGAAUAAGUAAAAUAAAUGAGAGAGAAGAACAUAUUAAAAACUAUGGAAAUAUCACCAAAAGUACAAUUACGACAUCAAAGAAUGAAACAUUGUAUUCCACAGAAACAAAACCCAAUGACAGCAGUAAAAAAUCAAAAUUAGAUAGAGACGUGUUACUUGAAAUUUCAGACUCCUUAGAAGAUAUAUCAGAAACUAAAUAUAAAAACAAAUCUAAAUUAAAACGAAGAUCACUUGUAGAGAACAAAGACUUUUCAAAGAAAGCACUGGCACUAGAGCACCGCAAUAGUGUAGACAUUGAAAGCACAAGUAGUUCUUCGAGUAAAAAGAACCAAGAGAUAAAAGAAGUGUAUGAUUCUUCCAAUCAGCUGCAAGUAGAUGAAUCAAAUGCACAGUUUACUACAGAAGACAGCAAUGUCACACCUCAUCAAACAUCUACUAAUUUAAAAAGUGAAAAAGAUGUUAGUUUAAUAAAGAGCAGUGAAAAGGAGCCCUCGAAGAUAGCCAAUGGGGUAAAACCACCACAAAAAAGUUUGCCGCGAUAUAUGCAAUGGUAUAGUAAAAAAACGACUAGCAGCUCCAAAGGAACAGCCUCAGAGAAAGAUGUUCCAGAGAAACCGAAACGGCCAUCUAAAUCAAAAAGUGAUCAAGAAAAAGAAGGUAAAGAUAAAAAUGUUCAAUACGGUAAGAUACUAAGCAAAGAUGUUAGUCAAUCCGCUGAAGUAAAAAAAAACUUCAAGGAAAAAGAAAGUGAAUUCAUACAUCCGCGCCUUCUCAAAGAGGAGAGAGUGACACCCAUACCAGAAGGUCCCUUGCCUGAUGCACAUCCAUUGUUGCAACAUUCAGAGCACAGAUAUGAACAUCAAUAUGAAAAUCAAAACCCGCUUUGCCAUAUUCAACCAACACAUAUUCCCAAGUAUUUUGGUAACCAGCCUGUGACAGCAAUGCCGCGACAGAAGUCACACGAACCGCAGCCGAUUUAUGCCAAUCAAGAGGAUACGAAAAGCAAGAAAAUCGUUCCAGACAUAUCCGAAAGUGCGUUAACUCACAGCAUAUCCAUCUCUGCAAAUUAUGGGGAUGGUAAAAAGCCUGCUCAAGAAGUGCACGUAUCGAAAAUUAACAUCGGUGGUGAUACAGCAGAAACCAGUCAAAAGAAUGCAACGAAAUUGGAAGAUAACGACUCUGGGAUCGCAAUGAGUACAUUGGUUCAGCAAACUGGCAACAUCAAAAGGUUGCCAAUCACAGAAAAGAAAAGCGUUUUCACGAUAGCCUACGACGAUGUCCAUACGAAACAGCUAAGACCAGACUCCAGCUCCACCUCCUAUUAAUAUGCAACAGAUAUUAUUGCUAAUCAUAAGUUUUAAGGUCAUUGCACCAGUUAAAGUUAAAUGUUAUAAAAUACGUUAUGUC